UUUUUGGGUGUAACAGUGGUGUAUUUGAGGAUGUUUUUUUUUUUUUUCUUACAAAAUUUCCCAUUUUAAAUUAUGUUCCCAUCAAAUCCUAAUUCACCUAGGUCAAUUAGCAAAUUAGUAAAUACUUCGUAAAAUUUUGGCAUAACUUUUUAUUUAUAAAAAAAAAUUGAAAAAAAUGUAGGAAGUCACGUGAUGAGAGAGAAACAGAAAUUCCAAUACAUGAACAACUUAACAAAGUCUUACAUCCACCCCACGAAUUAUCACAAGUUCUCUGUUUCCCACCCCUUUCCCUCUCUCUCCCCCUUAAUUAUGAUUAAAAACCCCAAAUAUAAAUAAACCCAAACAAACCCUCCUUUUUUCAAAAUUCACACAUUUCAUAAUCCUCUUCAUCUUCUUCUCGAAGAAAAUUCUCGCCAUUUUCAGAGGAGAGAGAAAGCUCGGAAACACCCGAUAAUGGCGGCUUACAGAGCAGAAGAUGACUACGAUUACUUGUUCAAAGUAGUAUUAAUUGGCGAUUCUGGCGUCGGAAAAUCCAACCUUCUCUCUCGUUUCACCCGCAAUGAGUUUAACCUUGAAUCCAAAUCAACCAUCGGUGUUGAAUUCGCUACUCGUAGCAUUCAUGUUGAUGAUAAGAUUGUUAAAGCUCAGAUUUGGGAUACUGCUGGUCAGGAAAGGUACCGUGCUAUAACUAGUGCAUACUACAGAGGGGCUGUUGGUGCUCUAUUGGUCUAUGAUGUUACCAGGCAUGUAACGUUUGAGAACAUUGAGAGAUGGUUAAAGGAAUUGCGAGAUCAUACAGAUUCCAGCAUUGUGAUAAUGCUCGUGGCAAACAAGGCUGAUUUGAGGCACUUGCGUGCUGUUUCCACUGAGGAUGCCAAGGCCUUUGCAGAAAGAGAGAACCUCUUCUUCAUGGAGACAUCUGCUCUUGAAUCUUUAAAUGUUGAAAACGCAUUUAGUGAAGUCCUCACCCAAGUAUAUCAUGUUGUCUGCCGCAAAGCACUUGAUGUUGGGGGUGACCCAACUGCCUUGCCAAAGGGUCAAACCAUUGAUAUCGGUAAGGAUGAUGUAUCUGAAGUGAAAAAGGUUGGUUGCUGUUCUGCCUGAUCCAGCUGUAAGAUAAUCGAGAUGCUUAUCUCAUCGCACAGGAAAUUUUUGUAAAGUUCUCACAGCAAGCCAUGGGUUUUGUGAAAAUCAUUCGAAGUACACAUUUAUAUUCAUUUCAGAACUUUGAAGAGGCCAGAUUAUUGAAGUAAAGAGGGAUAUGCUUAUUUUGGUUUUAUAUUCCUUCUCUGCUUAUGGUAAUUUGUGUUUCCUCGUCUUAUACGGAGUACUAUCUACAGACAUACAGUACUAAUAAUAGCUUAGACAUGUUUUCAGAAUUCAAUUUAAUUUUCCAAAAGUUUAUUGGCAUUGAACACUA
Chenopodium quinoa (quinoa) is the source of this 1420-nucleotide messenger RNA. Its product is annotated as ras-related protein Rab11B-like. The record is from RefSeq and is a predicted model, not a curated record. Gene Ontology annotation, cellular component: endosome. The transcript has 2 exons. Bases 454 to 1104 code for a protein of 216 amino acids. Gene Ontology annotation, molecular function: GTPase activity; GTP binding. Lineage: Eukaryota; Viridiplantae; Streptophyta; Magnoliopsida; Caryophyllales; Amaranthaceae.